CGGAGCAGUAGUGAGGUAGGCUGGACUGUGAUAGCGACAGAUGUCUAGAAAACUGCGAGGGGCACUCCUCAGUUACAACACAGUCCCAGACUGCACCUCGGAGAGCAGGGGCGGAAUCUGCAGCUGUCACUCCUAAGGUUUACCUCCAUUAUCACAUCCAGCCGGAGCCUGGAGAAGAAGAAGCUCAACUGAUCACUCUCUAGAAAUACAGGAGACAUCAUGGGAGGCAAACUGAGCAGGAAGAGGAAGGGAUAUGAUGUGAGCGACCCCAAAGAGACAAAGGGUGAGACUGCAGCUGCUGGUGCAGAGGAGUUUGCUAAAGUGGAGGAUGGAGCCCCACCCACAGAGGCUCAGUUGACAGCUGAGGCUGACAAUGUGGUAAAGGAAGCUGCAGGGUCAGCUGUGGCAGCAGUAACUAAAGCUGUAGAAGCCCCAGAGGAGCCCAAAUCUGCACCUCCAGAAGAACCAGCUUCAGCAGCAGACGAAGCAGCUCCAGUCGCAAAAGAACCGACUGCAGCAGCAGCAGAGGAAGCAGCUCCAGUAGUAGAAGAACCAGCUGCAGCAGCAGAUGAAGCAGCUCCAGUUGCAAAAGAACCAGCUGCAGCAGCAGCAGCAGCAGCAGAGGAAGCAGUUCCAGUUGUAGAAGAACCAGCUGCAGCAGCAGCAGAGGAAGCAGCUCCAGUUGUAGAAGAACCAGCUGCAGCAGCAGAUGAAGCAGCUCCAGUUGUAGAAGAACCAGCUGCAGCAGCAGCAGAGGAAGCAGCUCCAGUUGUAGAAGAACCAGUUGUAGUAGCAAAGGAAUCUGCUCCAGCAGCAGAGGAACCAAUCACAGCAGCAGAGGAAGCAGCUCCGGUUGUAGAAGAACCAGUUGUAGUGGCAGAGGAAUCUGCUCCAGCAGCAGAGGAACCAGCUCAAGCAGCAGAGGAGCUGCUUGUUCCAGUAGUACAGGAGCAAGUCUCAGUAGAGCUCCCAGAGGCUAAAGCAGCAGCAGCAGAGGAACUUUCUGCUCCAGCAUCAGAACCUGUGCAAAGUGAGGCUGACCCAGAGCCUACAGCUGCACCCGAAGAGCUACCUGUAGCGGAACCUGCUGCAGCUGUGGAAUCUGUACCAGAACCAGAGGUUGUUCCAGUCAUCACAAAGGAAGCACCUGAGGACCAAGAACCAGAGCCCAUCCCAGAGACUGUUACUGAGCCUGAAGCAACUGUCGUGGAGACAGUGGUCCCUGCUGCUAUCCCUGAACCCGAGCCAGUGGCUGAACCAGCUGUACAAGCAGUGUUGGAGAAAGCCCCAGAACCAGAGCAAACCCUCGAGCCAGAACCAGAGCCAGAGCGAGUACCAGAGGUAGAGCAGAAACCAGAGCCAGAGUCAGUGGAAGCAUCUGAGCCAGAACCUGAACCAGUGCAAACCCCAGUGCCAGUGCUAGAACAAUCACCAGAGCCAGAACCAGAGAAAGUACAAGAGCCAGAGCCAAAACAAGAGGCUGAUGCAGGGGAACCAGCAGCAGUGGAACAAGUAGAAGAAGUUGAGCCAGAACCAGUCAUACCCACAUCUGACAUUCCUGAACCUGAGACUGUGGAAGCAGAAGCACUUGAGGUCUUGGAGACUGCAACAGAGGAGGUCCCCAGUGAACAUCAACGUGAACAGGAGGAACCUGUUGCAACCGAAGCCUCCAGCACUGAGACGGCAGCUAAGCCAGAAGCACCAGAACCCGUCCCUGAGAUUGUCAUCUCAGAGUCUGUAUCUGCCAGCGAAAUUACUGCUGAGUCUGAAGUGGAAGCUGAGGCCACUGCGGAAGAGGUGCCUUGCCAAGGGCCCGAGGUCAAAAGCAAGAUGGAGAAUGGAGAUUUAGAGUGCGAUUCUCGCACAAAGGAUGUGGCGGAAGUAGAUGCACUUCCAGCUGUGAAUGGAGAGUGCACAGAUCCUACCGCCACACACACAGAGGAAUGUGUUAACGGUAGUGAAAUGCCAGAGGAGACGCCUAUCAAGGAGCAGAGUGACUUUGAACUGAAAAAGGAUGUGAACCUGAGUGGGGAUGCCCAGGAAGUUCCCGAUGCAGUCUCCGACGUGGUUGAAGGUCUCGGCACCGAGGUCACCCAGGCGGUCUGAAAAGAAGCCAUCUUUCAAAUCAACGUGAAGUCAGUUUAAUCCUCAGAUGGUGCGAGAAAGCCAUCAAGGUAUCACAAACACAGCUAGGCUUUCUGAAAUGCUGUAACCACUGCAAUGUCUCUUGUGGUAACUCAGGCAAAAGGAUGUUUUCUUUUGAGUAACCAAAAAUGAAACGCAACCACUUGAGGAUAGAAUGAAGGAGAGAAAGAGACAAAGAGAGAUAGGCAGAGAGAGAGAGAGCAAGAUAGCAAGUGAGAUGGAAGUGCAAAGGGAGACUUGAGUUUAAAAUCUGUUGGGUGCAGACAGACAGUCAAACAUGACAGCAGAGCAAAAAAUACUGGACGGUAAAUAUGAUAUUAAUGAAUGAAAUGAAUAAAUCUGUCUUUGUGUGUGACCCCAAUGAAUAUUACAAAGUGGUUUAUUGGAACAGCAUUCAUCAUUAGUAUAUUAUCUGAUUUAGAAUUUCAUAUAUCCUUUCUAUUACUAUAAGCAGAGACGUGACUGAAAUGUUUUGGCCUUUUAUAAUAAUGGAACCUGUGAGGACUGUUAAUUUUAAAUGAAUUGAUUGUUCGGAAUAGAGAAUAAAAACAGAUUGUUAUAGCCUA
Messenger RNA from Seriola aureovittata, 2711 nucleotides. Its product is annotated as calphotin. The coding region runs from base 220 to 2106 and encodes 628 amino acids. The record is from RefSeq and is a predicted model, not a curated record. NCBI's taxonomy places the organism in Eukaryota, Metazoa, Chordata, Actinopteri, Carangiformes, Carangidae. The transcript has 2 exons.